Caenorhabditis auriculariae is the source of this 1201-nucleotide messenger RNA. The record is from the annotation of a GenBank genome assembly. NCBI's taxonomy places the organism in Eukaryota, Metazoa, Nematoda, Chromadorea, Rhabditida, Rhabditidae.
AUGUUGGUGCUCCUGGCUCUCCUGCCGCUCACCAACGCUGAACAUCGUCACGGACCUACUCACUUUCCUCACAAAAGCUCCUCAAAUAGUCGGGCCGACGUCAACCCUCACCAGUCGUCUUUGACUUCAUGUCUUUCGAGGAUCCGACUUGCCGCCACUUUUGAUCCUAAAAUCGCUUCAGAAAUCAGCCGUGCUGUGGACUCCCUACGCAUCGACCGUCUACGGAGCUUUGUUUGCGAGAAGGUUACAAAUACUGUCUAGAAUAUUGUAGCGGCUCUUGCUUAAAUGAACUUGAAAAAUAUCACACCGUUCAUGCUUGAAAACUGAUUUAAAUCUUUCUUCAAAACACGUUUCAUAGUAUAUACGAUCGCUUCUCCCUGUGCAAAGCGUAAGCGAAGCUGCUAAGUUAUUUUUUCAGGCUGCUUAUUUCUGCAAGACUGAUGAACAGCAUAUGAUAGGAGGUGUCUUCAACGACUAUAACGACACGAUUAAGAUCAUCGAGAGAGGUGACCUUUUUCGAAUAGCUUCCGCUGAUACUAUGAAACUGUUAUACUUUAUUUCAGUCCGAAGCAGCUUCACUAAUAUAGAAAAGGAUCAACUAAAUGUGAUGGAAAAUCUUAACGAUACUGCCGCACAACAAACGUUCUUUAUAUACAAAUUUAAUGUUGUGGAGAACAAAAAGCCAAAAAAAAGUCAAGGUUCAGCAGUUACCACCACACGAGCUGACGCGCCUUAAGGCUUCUGCGUCGUCCUUGCUUGAAACGCUCUCUGCAGGACAGCCCGACAUGGUGCUCAGCCGCGCAAUGAGCGUCUUUCAGCCACAUGAUCUCUUGACACUUCAGGCAAGUAAAUCAUGCAAGACAAAUGAGUUUCGAAAUUUUAAUUCAUUAUAAUCUCGAGGAUAUUUGGAGAGCCAAGAACUCACUCCGUGAUUUCCUUUAUAACUAAGUCUUCUAUUAACGUUAUGUCUUAAAAAAAUACAAUAACUGAUAAUUAACGAAGUUAUGAAAAAAACAAAAAGAAUUUUUUUGAAAAAUUUAGUUCAUAUAAGCGAAAAAUGCUGGCUGUAAUUCAUUCAUUUUCAGCUAAGCUAGACUCUAAUAAAAUACUAGAUAUCCCAGAGACUUUCAAGUAACUGUUAACAUAAAUUUCGACUUAUUAUUUCUUUCUUGAAGGCGUUACCACCGGCGGAACGAGAUGA